Molecule: messenger RNA, 1278 nt
Organism: Trypanosoma cruzi
Lineage: Eukaryota; Euglenozoa; Kinetoplastea; Trypanosomatida; Trypanosomatidae
Exons: 1
Coding region: 1-1278 (425 amino acids)
Source: RefSeq, a predicted model, not a curated record
AUGAUGCAACCAGAAAUGAGCCUCCUUCCUCUUUACAGAUCGCUGUUGAGGCGAAUUCAUGCCGCUCAACGUCUCCCCCAUCACCUGCAGGAUAUCCGCUUUAUUCUCUCCUACCCGCUUGUGGAAGCCGCCUCACGCACAGUCACGAGUUCUGGUGAAGUCUGCGGCUCCGGUUUACUGCGGCAGCACCGAGUGGACCCCUCCCACGUUGUUCGGGCCUGCUGUGAUGAUCUCCACCGUGCGUUACUGUCAUAUUCACACGUUUGCGACACUCCGUCAACAUCGCGCCCUUUACCCCCCGUUGCGCAGCGGUUCAUUCACAUGCGCGAGCUGGCGUGGCUUAAAGCGAGGCUGGAAAAAGUGCUUAGUGAGUCAACCCAAACGAUACUGAAGGAGGCGGAAAUGGUGGCAUCUGAACUCAACGAAACGGACUUUCUUGAUGAUGCGUUUUUUGUAGAGAAGGACCCCACGAAAGAUGGAGAAACGGAAAAGGAAUGGAGAUCUCACAACAACACGGAAGAAGACAUGUGCGCUACCGGAGUGGCAUCAGCGGGGGAACUCGGGCUCCGAAGGGAAAUGUUUGUCCUGAGGCACAUCGCACCAUUCCCGUUGGCAGCAUAUUACUUGAGUUCGUUCAACAUGGACUCUCGUGCCAUUGUGGCCGCAGCAGGAAACAGUGAGCGGCUGUUGGAUUUUGUGCAGCAGCAUGUUCCGCGUCGCGUCGUUUGCCAAAACGCAGAUCUUACGCUCACUGUCUCAGUGCGGCUUUUUGAUGAAGCCAUGGAGGGGAAGCGCGUGGAGAAGGGUUCUCCAUUCUCUCAGGCCCACCGUUCUUUCAUGUUGAGGUUUGAAUUGCAGCCACGUGAUCCCACGACCCGAAUCGAUGUGGUGAAUUCUUAUUUUCUGCGACUUGAUGUCGCGUCUUCUGAGCUUAUUGAGGACGUCGGCUACGUACAUGCGGCCCACGUCUGGAAGUUAGCCCAGUACCCGUAUAGAGGAAACGGAACACACUGCGAUAGCAUUGAUAACAAUGACGACGAUGGCCGCAGUGACGGUGUUGCUAGUGGUGACCAUCAUCGUCAUUGUCAUGAAGGAGUCGAUGACGAUGUAGCAUCGCAGUUUGAAUUGAGUUUCAUCAACCCCUCGGAUAAUCCAAUGGUGAUGAAGGGGCAGUUGUAUUACAUUUUACGCGCAGAAAAUGACAAUUCACCCGCAUGUGAGCUUCCCGUGCGUGUCAUCUCAUUUGGACAGCUGCUUUUGUUUAACCGCAAUGGAUGA